Messenger RNA from Diaporthe batatas, 1440 nucleotides. RefSeq lists its product as uncharacterized. The record is from RefSeq and is a predicted model, not a curated record. NCBI's taxonomy places the organism in Eukaryota, Fungi, Ascomycota, Sordariomycetes, Diaporthales, Diaporthaceae. Bases 1 to 1440 code for a protein of 479 amino acids. The transcript is spliced from 2 exons.
AUGUUUCUCAAGUUACCCUUCAGCCCAUGUUCAUCCCUCACGGGGCUUGCACUUCAACACGCCCAAACGACCCGGAUGCUGGCUCGCCGGCUAUCGAGCACGACUGCAGCCGGGAGUGGAAAGGCCAUGAAGAGAAGCGCCGAAACAAGCUCAGGUUCAUUGAAGACGAAAAAGGCACGCGUCAAGUUGCCGGAGUAUCACGCAACCCCUUCUGUGAGGACAGAGGAUGGCGAAAUUGUGUGGCCUGCACCUGAGGAGCAGAUUGAGUCAGCCAGAGAGUUUAUACGUGAAUGCGCCGCAUCUGGCAGCAAGACCCUGAUUGUGCCAGACAAGGAUGCCGAUGGGCUCAGCUCGGGAGUAAUACUCCAGAAGACGCUGGUUCUUCUUGGGCUGGCCCCGGCCAAAAUAUCGGCACAUUUGCUUCAGAAAGGGAGCAGUAUUCACGAUGACCACGAAAGAGCUUCAAUGGCAUCUCAUGACCCAGAAUACAUAUUCGUACUCGACCAGGGAUCACGGAAGUCACCUCCGGUGAUAGAAAAGCCGCACAAGGCACUUGUGAUUGAUCACCAUCACGCCCUCGAUGACGACUUCCCUGAGGGGUCCCGGCAUGUGACUGCCUGUGACAGCCCCCCAGUGGCGACCAGCUCGUUGCUGACCUAUCUCAUCUGCCGGGACCUCCACGAAGACGUGCAGAAGGAGUGCGACUGGCUCUGCAUCAUGGGAACGCACGGCGACCUCGGGAACACGCUGAAGUGGGAGCCGCCGUUUCCAGACAUGAAGGGCGCCUUCAAGCAGUAUACCAAAUCGGCCAUCAACGAGGCGGUGUCGCUCAUCAACGCCCCCCGGCGCACAGCAGCGUUCGGCGUUCCCGCAGCAUGGGCUGCUCUGACCGCGGCGCAGUCGCCGUCGGACUUGCUCAAGAACCGAGGGCUCCUCGAGGCCCGGGCGGAGGUGAAGGCCGAGGUUGAGCGAUGGGCGCACACGGCGCCCAAGUUCAGCUCGGACGCCAAGGUGGCCGUGUUCAGGAUCAGCUCCAGGGCGCAAGUCCACCCCGUGAUCGCGACGAGGUGGGCCGGGCACUUGCAGUCGAACAAGCUGGAGGUGGUCAUGUGUGCGAACGAAGGGUACCUGCCGGGCAUGGUCAAUUUCUCGUGUCGGAUCCCACGGACAGCCAGGGCAAGAGAUCCGCCGGUGAAUAUCAUCGAAGUGCUCAAGGGGAUUGUGGAUAAGGCGACAGACGAGACCUUGAGGGCGAGGAUGGGCGAGUCUUUUGCAAGAGGGCACAAGGAGGCCAGCGGAGGGAUAGUUCGCACAGGAGAGUUUGAGGAAUUAAUGACACUUAUGGGAGUUGGGGGGAAGCCGGAAGGAGGCACGCCCAAGAAAGGGGCAGAAGCCAAGCCGGGGAACACUAUUACAAAUUACUUUGGUAAGCGGUCAUGA